UAGGCGCCUUGUGUAGUAAAAGCGUCAGUCGUUCAGCGAGUCUUGGAUACGAUGGCUGCUCCGCUUUUGGUUCCCGCAGCUCAGUCGAUCCCGGCUCCUCCUCCAUUGAUAGUCGUGUCGAUGGACAGUGUCGACGACGGUAUCAUCCAAGAAGAAGAAACGGUGAACGAUGCCCUGCUACCCAAAACGUUGAAUGUCGUUGCAAUUCCGCCCACUAAUGUGGCCGAUGGCGGAUGUGCAGCCAGUAAUUCAUCGCCCAACAGCCAUCCUCCUGUAGCUCGUCGCUGGUGGGACGGAUGGUUGCGGACGGAUCCACCAGAAGCGAUCAGUGAUGUGACGCAACAAAACGGGCCCAAAAAUCACAGUAAAAAGAGAAGCAAGAAAAAAUCAUCCGAAGUUCGAGUUGUUAAUCAUCAAAACAAUUACGUGGCUGUGACGCUAUCGGAAAACGAUCCGGCAGCGGCAACAGCCGAGCCGUGUCCAUCACCUACAUCGUCGUCACAGCAGCCAAGAAGAAGAAUAUGCUGGUGGUUCCUCUUUUUGCUGUUACUCGUUACCGUGGCUUGCCUUGCUUUUGUCGCAGUUUCACUCGUCUCUUUACUCCGCAACGGACAAGGUCCAUUGACAACUGAUCCGACGGUUUGCUUCACAGAGGAAUGCGUCCGUACAGCCGCCUCGUUAUUAUUGGCCAUGAACCGGUCGGCCGACCCGUGCCAGGAUUUCUUCCAAUUUGCCUGUGGCACGUGGAAUAAGAAGCACCUGAUCCCGGAGGAUCGAUCCAGUAUUAGCACUUUUGAAGUCCUAUCUGACCAGCUGCAAAUCAUCCUGAAAGAUUUACUUCAGGAGGAGACGAUCCCCGAGGACAACGAGACUACCAUCAAAGCCAAAUUAUUCUACAGUUCGUGCAUGAACACAAGUCAUAUCAGAUCGACAGGCGAUACCGUCCUCCGCGAAACGCUGCGAUCCCUGGGCGGAUGGCCCGUCCUCGACAUGGGCUGGUCCACCGGUCAAGGUGCCAGUUUAGAAUCGGUGGAAAAUCUGCUCGGUCGACUUAGAGGGGACCUCAACCAAGGAGUCUUGAUCGAACAAUGGGUCGGUCCCGACGAUAAGAACUCAUCCGUCAACAUUAUCCAGCUCGACCAAAUGCAAUUAGGCCUACCCGGUCGCGAUUAUUACCUGAAAUCCAGCAGCGCUCGCGACUUGAAAGCCUAUCAUCGCUACAUGACCGAAGUGGCCGUCUUGCUGGGCGCCGAUAAACGCUACGCAUCGGAUGAAAUGAAAAAAGUCCUCCAUUUCGAGACUCUUCUGGCCAACAUUUCCACUCCGGAAGCGGACCGGCAAGACACGGGAGCCAUCUACGAUCAGCUGACUUUAGUCGAGCUGGAACGUCGCGUUCCAGAGAUUCGUUGGCGUGAAUAUUUGAACGCUUUCCUUCCCAAUUUAACAGUCGAAGAUUCGGAACCGAUUGUCAGCUACGCUAUGAGUUAUUUCGAAGAACUGGGCAAACUUCUAAUGCGGACGGAGCGUCGCAUCGUUCAAAACUACGCUCUUUGGCGUCUGAUCAUGGAACUGGUACCUCACCUGUCUGAUGAUUACCUGGAGAAGAGGGCCGAAUUCCGGCGGGUGCUGACCGGUGUUUUGAGCGAGCGCAACCGUUGGAACCAAUGCGUCGACUGGACCAAUAAGAAACUGGGCAUGGCCGUCGGCGCCAUGUUCAUUCGCGACAACUUCAACCAGGAAAGUAAAGCUGUGGCCCUAGAGAUGAUUCACACUCUUCGAGAGGCUUUCAUUGACAUUCUGGACGAGAUUGAGUGGAUGGACGGCGACACUCGUCAAGUUGCCCGUCAGAAAGCCCUGGCCAUGAACGAGCGCAUCGGUUAUCCGGAGCUGCUGACCAAAGCGGACGCCCUAGAUGAAGAGUACGCUUCUCUCAAUGUCAGCGACGGACAUUUCCAAAACAUUCUCAGUGUCAAGCGCUACGAAGCCCAGUAUAACCUGCACAAACUGCGCCAGACCGUUUCCAAAGAUAAAUGGUCAACAGAGCCGGCCGUCGUCAACGCCUUCUACAAUCCAAACAUGAACGACAUCGUCUUCCCGGCCGGAAUUUUGCAACCUCUUUUCUACAGCAGCCAAUUCCCGAAGUCUCUCAACUAUGGCGGGAUCGGCGUGGUGAUCGGUCACGAAAUCACGCACGGAUUCGACGACAAAGGCCGGCAAUUCGACAAAGACGGGAACCUGAAGCAGUGGUGGAAUAAUGCAACGGUGCAGGCCUUCCGGCAGCGCACUCAGUGCAUUAUCGACCAAUACUCAAACUAUAAACUAGAUGAUGUCGGACUUCACAUUAACGGGCGGAUGACACAAGGAGAAAACAUCGCUGAUAACGGUGGCCUCAAGCAAGCCUAUCGAGCGUAUCGCAAAUGGGUCGGACGUCAUGGCGAAGAGCCUCUGCUACCAGGUCUGAAUCUGAGCCACGAUCAGCUCUUCUUUCUCAACUACGCCCAGAUUUGGUGUGGCACUAUGAGGCCGGAAGAUGCUUUGACCAAAAUCCGAUCAUCGGUACACUCACCGGGGCCCAUACGGGUCCUCGGUCCGUUAUCCAACUCGCCCGAGUUCGCUAAAGCCUAUCAGUGUCCACUCGGCUCUCCGAUGAAUCCGCAUCAUAAAUGUUCCGUAUGGUGAACAUUUUUGGGUUCGUUUUUAUUAUUAUUAUUUUCUUAAUCCGCACACAGUGUCCUCUAUUCUUCUUUUAUUUGUCUCUUGAUUUUUUUUUUGAUUUUUUUCCACCGAAAUCGUUUUGGUGAAAGUUCGAGGGGGAAACAAGAACAAAUUAACAACAAGAAAAAAGAAUAUUUUAUACAGGCUCGACGUAGAAUGCGAACCCAAUGAAUUUUUUUCAGAAAUUAUUUUUGUACAUAGAAGUGAUAGCGGAUACAUUUUUUGUUUAUUGGAGGAAAAAACAAAACGGGGAGGAAAUGAAGUAAUGUGAAUUUUCUAGCUACGCCAUUUCUUAGCACCAAAAAAAAAAGAAAUUAACAAACGUCCCUUUUUCCUCCGUAAUAUUUGGCAAUGGCGUGCGAACUUUGCUUUCACAGGACCCACUAAAAGUGCCGUACGUCUCUCUUUUCCUGUUCUUAUUAUGUAUUCUUUAUGACAAUGUUGUGACUCUUUCUUUUGCAAAACCAAAAAAAAACAACAAAAAACUAAUCAAGAAAAAAAGAUUAUUCACACACAAUUGAGAAGAAAGGAAAUGAGAUUUGCCCUCCAACCCUUUUUUAUUCUAUCAUAUGUUCACGUACCGACACACAAUUCGUCCAAUUUUUUAUAACUCAAAUAAUAAUUCAAAAAAAAUUGAAAAAAAAAUUCUAUAUAAGAAGUUAAUAACCAAACCUUUCGGCAAGUAUGUAUAACAAUACACGUCGCGUUGUUUAUUAUUUCAUCACAUAUCUGACAAACACACUCGGCUCUUUUGCUCGCUUUGCCUCUCGGUAAGGAUAAUAUGAAAAUAUUCACAGACGUACACAAAUACAUUUCUAAAAAAACAUUUCCAGCCUCUAGCAGAAACAAAUUAUAGCUUUACAGUGUAUAUAGCG
Molecule: messenger RNA, 3590 nt
Organism: Daphnia carinata
Lineage: Eukaryota; Metazoa; Arthropoda; Branchiopoda; Diplostraca; Daphniidae
Product: neprilysin-1-like
Exons: 8
Coding region: 52-2679 (875 amino acids)
Biological process (GO): protein processing
Cellular component (GO): plasma membrane
Molecular function (GO): metalloendopeptidase activity
Source: RefSeq, a predicted model, not a curated record